AAUUCUAUGCAACAUUUUACAGACAGUGGCUGUCUAUUGAAAGAUUGCAAAAUUUUCAGACUUAUUUAUUUACUUGGGAUUACUAAGUGACUGCAAUAUUUCUAAAUUUUGUAAUAAUUUACUGGUAAUUAUGAUAUAAUUGCAGACAAAGGAAUUCGUAACUUAUUCUUGAUAGGAGCAAAAUACAGAAUUCCUUUUUAAAAUUGACUUUAAUUAUUGUCGUAGUCAGAUAUAUUGAGGAAUCGAUUGAGGAAUUUUCGUGAAAAUGCGGUACAUUACAUUAUUUCUGUGUUUGGCAGUAGUUAUAUGGUACCCUGAGAACUCACUUGCGCAGCGUGUUAAUGGCGUAUGUACAGUAAACGGAACUGUUGCUGAUUGCAGUCAUUCAAAGCUUACAAAUAUCCCAAGUUCUCUGCCAGCAAACAUAACUUGUUUAAAUAUGCUUGGUAACAGUUUAUCGAAUAUCACCGGAAGACCAUGGCAAAGAUAUAAGCAUUUAAAGAAACUGUCGCUCGCUAGAAACAGAAUAACUGCACUACAUAAAGGGAAUUUUGAUGGCCUUCAAAAGUUAGAGAUGCUUGAUUUAAGUUUAAACUUAAUUCGAUACACAAGCAUUCAUAAGGAUGUUUUUAAACCGCUACGGUCACUUGUCUUUUUAGAUAUUAAGCAGAAUUUGUCUGGUAUUUCGGUAAGUGAAUACUAUCCUGAAGGACUGAAGAAUCUUAUUCAUCUCAAAACUUUGGUUAUUGAUGGACUUGGUACACAAGCGUUGCCUCAUUUACCGAAUUUGAUCGAACUAUACAUGUCGGGGGAAUAUGGAAGAUGUUAUAUUCCUCAUAUCAAUGGAAACUUUUUUGAAAAUAUAACGACUGUUCAAAACAUAUUUCUGUCAAAUUGCUCAAUCAAAAAGGUUGAUUUCAACAGUUUUAUGGCAUUGCAUAAUAUUACUUCUCUUGAUAUGUCAGAUAAUAUAAAUCUUGGCAUGGAAUCUUUACCAAACAUCACAAGCGGACUUGCAAGGAAACAGAGACUUAAGCGUUUGAACUUGAAUGACCUCUACGACCAUUCUCAAUUUGAUUUCUGUUCUUCGCUCAAUUAUGAUGAUGUUAAAUAUUUAUCGAAUUCUUCUAUAGAAAUGGUAACAAUUGAAAACAACAAUAUUGUCCGCAUGGAUGUCAAGUCAGUGGAACAUUGGCCCAAAUCUAUCAAAUAUAUCUCUAUUCAGCACAAUAUGUUCCUUUAUGGUAACUACACACCAUUUUUGAUUUUAACCGAUGUAUUGAAUAGAACAGUGUACCUUGAUGCAAGUCGUAUGGCAGCAGCUAAUCGUCCUAUUUAUAGUAGUGAGGAUGCUAUGAAAAUGGUGUUACUAAAAUCUAACAUGCAACAACAUGGUACCGAAUCUGUAUGCAGGUUAAUGUUUACUCGAUAUCAAGUUGGAGAUUAUUUUCAAUUUAUUGAAAAUAGACUAAAACAAAAUGAUAUUAACACGGAUACAUCUAAAAACCUUGAACCUAAACUUGAAUAUCUUGAUUUAUCUGAAAAUCUUCCGGUAUUGAUAGAAAGGAUAUUCGAAAUAUUUCCUCACAUUCCGAAUUUGAAAGUCCUAAAUGUGUCUAGAAAUUACCUCGGUUAUCCACUUUACGAUGGGCCUAGCAUAAUUGGACAACUGAAGCAUCUACGCACUUUAGAUCUAAGUGACAAUAAAAUUAUACGCUUAUCGCCGAAUAUAUUCAAUAAUCUUACAAAACUUGAAAAAUUAUAUUUGUCACACAAUAAAAUUAGCAAUAUUACGUUUGAUUUAAGCCAUUCUAAAAACUUACAUUAUAUUGAUCUUGGGUACAAUAAUCUAGAAUCAAUCAAUCAAGCAACGAGAGACACUCUCGAUAAUAUUUCAAAAAAUCACAAAUUGAAUCAUGUACAUGUUAACAUAGCGAAUAACAGUUUGAAAUGCACUUGUGAAAAUUUAUUGUUUUAUAGUUGGGUAAAAAAAAAUACAACAUAUAUUGUAAACAAAGAUAACACGAAUUGUACAUUUAAAAAUUCUACAUCAGUGUCACUAUCAACACUUAUAAAAAAUUAUGAUCACUUUGAACGAGAGUGUUCAAAUUAUCUAGUAAUUAUUCUGGUUACAAGUAUUGCUUUUAUUUUUAUAAUAGUCAUCAUAACAAGUGCGUUGAUGUACAGGUUUCGCUGGAAUCUUCGGUACAUGUAUUACAUGACAAAAUUAAAAUUGUUGGCUAACUAUCAACGGCUUAAUGAUACAGAAUACGAGAAAGAAGUGUUCGUGUCAUACGCGGAUGAAGACAGAAGAUUCGUCGCAGAGAAGGUUCGGCUUGAGUUGGAGGAAAGGGGUGAAAUAUCUUUGUUGAUUCAUGACAGAGAUUUCCGAGCAGGUGCGUUCGUGCAGGAUAACAUAUUGCGAGCAAUAUCAUGCACAAGGAGAACACUUGUUAUUCUUACGAAACAAUUUUUAAAAAGUAAAUGGUGUAUGUAUGAAUUUAAUAUGGCACGUAUGGAAGCAGCAGACACUGGAAGAAAUGUUUUAUGUUUUAUACUUAAAGAGGAUAUUCCCACAACUGAAUUACCAGUGGAAAUGAUAGAUGCUUUAAAGAAGAUUACAUACAUAGAGUAUCCGACUGCAGACGACGACUUGUCGCAGUUUUGGGACAGAUUGAGGGCUACAUUAAAACACGAAACUUAACAUUGAUUAUAUUACAGAAACAAAAUCUUUUGAAUUUGGUGCAUUUUAAUUACAUAACAUGUAAUAGUAUCGAUAUCAUUAUGUAUCGCGUUCACAGUAUCUAGUUCAUUCAUAGUGUGGUAAAAAUUAUUUUAUGUAACAAUUAUAGGUUGUUAUAUGUUGAACUGUAUAAUAGGGAAAAAGACUUGGAUUUGGACGAGUACAUAGCUAAAGAAAUCGUAUUGGACGAGCCGGAUCACUGUGAAUAUCACAUAAACCAGGUCCAUAAAUAAAUGUAUAAUAUUCAAAAGCAGCUAUGGCAUGUAAAAAAUAAGUAUAGAAUGGAUAAUACCAAGUUAUAUAUUACGUUGUACGUUCCAUCGGGAUUGCACGUAACGUACAAAAUGUGCUUAUUUUCAUGUAUUAAUUAGUAAUGAAUAUUUAAUAAUAGGCUUUAAAACAUGUAUAUAUUACGCCGACUAAUAAAUACUAAUCAUUCAUUGGAUGUUUUGACGUCACGAGGCGGCUUAAUGUUAUCCUAUAUUAGGACUCCAGAUUAUAUUUGGCAAGAGGAACAUUCAGAGUCGUCUAUCCGACAACGUACACAGAGUUGGCCCUCAUUAUUACUAAAUUAUGACGAGGAAGGUAGAGUGAUCGUAAUAUAAUCGUUACCGGAUUAGUUACUCAUCCGAUACAGGUUAUACGGCUCUAUAGAAUACUUUUUCGGAUCAAAAUUGGAGCGGCCCCGGGGGUGACUUGAUAAAUGAAGACUUUAUAUAGGAAAACACAUUUAACUCUAAUUAUGUGAAACUACAAUGCCCAGAGCAUUGAUAUUUGACAUGUGACAUUGCCUUGUGAACCUCUACAAAAUUGGUAGUAAUCAUACCAAUUGAGUCAAUAUUGGCAUUGUCCCGGGUCAUUUGAUUUAUAUGUCUUAUAUUGGGACAUAAAUUUAAGUCUUAUUGCGAGAAUGCAAUGCCCAUGCAGAACUUAGAUAUUUGGCUUGUGGCAUUGCCUUGUGGAAAUAAAACUGAUAUAAAUUAUGUCAUUAGGGUAGAUUUAUAAUAUUGUUAAGAAAUCAAAAACUAUAUGUAUGUGUAUAUGUAUGUUUUUCUUUCAUUAACUUUUUAAUUUUUGUGAUUUAUCACACACUCGUUUCGCUUUUGUGACACUGUAAAAACGGCAUAUACAUUUUGACGUGGCUUCAAUUGCGUUAUACGAGUACAAACAUAGCGUAGAACGCUCUAAAUAUUAUCGUCUCACAAGAUGCGCAUCAAUGAAAAGGCGAUUCCUUUUCGCAGUUCUUUAUUUUGGAAGUAUGUGAUAAUUAAAAUAUUAUAUUCGUAUACAUGUACAUUCGAUACUAAAUUUAUUGAACUCGUUGGAAAUAAACAAUAUUAUGUUCGCCAGAGGCUCGCAUAAUAUACGUGUAGUUUUGACAACUCGUUAAAUAAAUGUAGAAUUGAACCCACACUUAUUAACCAAUAAGUAAGAUUGAAUGUUUAUCUACUUAGAAUGUCCAUUCAUUCAGUAUGUAGCACUGCUAAUCCUCUUAUAUUUUAGUUAUUUUGUUAAAUAAAUACUGUAAAUUUCUUGGAGGGAGCCAUUUUGGUUGUAAUUGUUGUUAACUGUCACAGAAACAUUGAUUCUGUGAUAUUUACUAAGAAAAGAUUUUAGGGACACAUCUAAGAACCAACAUGUUUUCAAAUAUUUCUAUAUUUGAUUAUGAUUAUCAUGCUGUUGUUAUUCUGAUACAACUAGAAUUUUUAACAAUUAAAUUCUGGCGUCUGCAAACCGCUACAUUUCGGAUAUUUUUUCCAUGAUUGUGAUGAAAAUACUCGUGUACUUAUUAUUUGUAUUGUAUAUAAAAACAUUUGUUGUGUCAGUGAAAUAAUCACACAAGAUAUUUUAGCACUGAUUAAAUGCAUGUUUUGUUUGUUAAUCUUGAUCUGUAAUAAAGUCUGAUUGAA
Messenger RNA from Ruditapes philippinarum (Manila clam), 4653 nucleotides. Its product is annotated as toll-like receptor 4. Lineage: Eukaryota; Metazoa; Mollusca; Bivalvia; Venerida; Veneridae. Bases 266 to 2704 code for a protein of 812 amino acids. Gene Ontology annotation, biological process: toll-like receptor signaling pathway; immune response. Gene Ontology annotation, cellular component: membrane. The transcript has 2 exons. The record is from RefSeq and is a predicted model, not a curated record. Gene Ontology annotation, molecular function: protein binding; transmembrane signaling receptor activity.